AUGGGCAAAUUGAGCCUCCCAAUUCCAGUCACCGCUGCAGCUGCGGCUGCUUAUGGAUCACCUGCUAGAGCGAAGAAAAUGGCGCUCGGUUUUAUUGCAUUAAUCACAGUAGCAGUAAUCUUCUUUUGGCCUGAACCUUCAAAAUACGUUGUACCACAUGGUGUAUGGCGUGUUAGACAAGCUCUACUCAUUCCAGAAGUUAUCCCGUGGGAAAAAGAAACUACACAGUCAACUCCAGUUCCAACUUACGAUGAACCUUUACUCAGUUUGGGUGGUAUACGCAGACCAUACCUUAACAACACUUUUCCUCCAACCCCCAACCAUACCAUCCCCGUUUUCCCACGUCAAGCUGAACUUUCGUCAGAUGCACCCCAACCAGAGAAUAUCUUAUUCGCAAUGACAACUACUGCUAAAAGAGCAAGAGAAUAUUCUAUACUUUGGCAGCAUUAUAUGUACCCUAAUGCUCGUUGUCUGGUCGUUUUACCUCCUUCAGAUAAGUCAAGGCUGGAAGAGUUACAAAACUUUUUAGAAAGAGUUAGAAGGCUCCAUUGCGUUGUACAGGUCUCUAAAGUCGAUCAUUAUGAAACUCGUAUGUUAUCGGUGCCAAACGAAGCUAAUAAAGUUGCAAAAAAGCUUGGUGGUAUCAAAUGGCUUUGUAUCGGUGAUGACGACACCUUCUUUACUGAUAUAAGGCUGGUUCAAAGGAUGCUUCAAAAGUAUAACCCAGAUGAUGACUAUUUCAUUGGUGCUAUCUCUGAAGGUGCUGAUCAAAGACAAAUAUUUGGUAGACAAGCUUUCGGUGGCGCUGGUCUUUUCAUGUCACCUCCAGUUAUGCAGAAAAUGGCCAAUCAAUACGAGGAUUGUGUUCGUGAAGCCAACAUAUAUUGGGGUGGUGAUGGUAAACUAACUAAAUGUGCUGCUUACGUUUUAGGUGUGCCAUUCGAAGAAGUACUUACGAUUGAACCUGGUAUGCAUCAAUUUGAUGUACCUGGUUCAGGUGCAGGUUACUUACAAUCGGGUUUACCAUUCAUUUCAAUGCACCACUUUAUCAACGGUUGGACUCAUUUGGUUCCUCAUCAUUUGCCAAAUAGAAUAUCUGAUGAUUGGUACGCAACUGGUUUAAUAAUGAAAGCAGCAAAGUUCUUAGGAGGUGAUAAUCUAUUUAGAAGAAUAAUGUUCGAUGGUGGAAAGACACUCCUUUGCCUUGGUCACUCAGUUAUCUUAUAUGAGCAUGCUCAAUCACCAUCAGAUUUAGCUCAAAUUGAGUAUACUUUAGGACCUUCUGGAUUCAGAUUCAUUGAACAAUUACCUGUUAGACCUGAGCCACCAAAGAGGAACGAAUACUUCAUAUCAGAUAUUAGAGUCGAAUCUCCAGAAAGAGCGAUCUUCUGGUUCGAAGAUAAGGAAGGUCAAAGGUUGCGUCUUGUUUGGGACGGUGAGAAUGGGUCAAUAGAUUUGCCUGCUGUACAGCAACCAAAAAAUAAAUGGAUCGGUUGGUAA
Molecule: messenger RNA, 1500 nt
Organism: Wallemia mellicola CBS 633.66
Lineage: Eukaryota; Fungi; Basidiomycota; Wallemiomycetes; Wallemiales; Wallemiaceae
Exons: 2
Coding region: 1-1500 (499 amino acids)
Molecular function (GO): acetylglucosaminyltransferase activity
Source: RefSeq, a predicted model, not a curated record